GGUAAUAAAGCAGAAGGAGGGAGAAGGAUGGAUGGGGAGGGCGGAGAGCCACGUGGUGCCAUAAAGCCCAGCUAACGAGCCCCCGUCCUGGGAGUGUCCAGCCUGCGGGAGGGGAGCCAAGGCUCGGAGGGGGACCGCCAGCCUUGGGAGCCGGAGCCGGAGCAGCUGGGCCUGGAGGAGGCCAUGCACCGAGGCGCGCCAGGACCAGGCCUCCGGGGCCUCCAGGGGGCCGAGGGCUCCGUCAAGGACUCGGGGGGCUCUGGCCCGGAGGCCGGGAAGGAUUUUGGGGUGCUGAGGGAGAACGGCGCCCCCCGCGGCCUGGGCGAGGCGGAGGAGGUGGCCGGCGGCAAGAAGCGCGCGCGGCCGGUGCGGUCCAAGGCGCGGCGCGUGGCGGCCAACGUGCGGGAGCGCAGGCGCAUCCUGGACUACAACGAGGCCUUCAACGCGCUGCGCCGGGCCCUGCGGCACGACCCGGGCGGCAAGCGGCUCUCCAAGAUCGCCACGCUGCGCCGCGCCAUCCACCGCAUCGCCGCGCUCUCCCUGGUGCUGCGCGCCGGCCCCGCGCCCCGCGGGCCCUGCGGGCACCCCGAGUGCCGCCGCCAGGCCGCGCCCCCGGCCCCGGGCUCCGGCCCGCAGCCCGCCCCGCGCUGCGCCUCCUGCUCCCCGCACCCGCCCCCGGGGCGGCCGGGGCCCGGGGCGCAGGGCUUGGCGCAGGCUUCCUCCGCGGGGAGCUGGCGCUGGUGCCCCCGGGCGCCCUUGGCUUGGCCGCUGGGCCACCAGCACCCCUGACCGACCUGCCCGCGCGGCACAGGGGCCGGUGCAGGGAGGAGCCAAAGCCGGGAGGACUGCGAAAGAGAAGACGGCAGAAAACAAAACCCAAACCCGGGGAGACCGCGCCGAGGCCCCAGGGGAGAGGAGGCUUGGCCCGCGGGGAGGAACCG
This is a messenger RNA of Pipistrellus kuhlii (Kuhl's pipistrelle), 941 nucleotides long. It is a transcript of the gene BHLHA9, whose product is annotated as basic helix-loop-helix family member a9. The record is from RefSeq and is a predicted model, not a curated record. The coding region runs from base 184 to 789 and encodes 201 amino acids. NCBI's taxonomy places the organism in Eukaryota, Metazoa, Chordata, Mammalia, Chiroptera, Vespertilionidae. The transcript has a single exon. Gene Ontology annotation, molecular function: RNA polymerase II transcription regulatory region sequence-specific DNA binding; DNA-binding transcription factor activity, RNA polymerase II-specific; protein dimerization activity. Gene Ontology annotation, biological process: regulation of transcription by RNA polymerase II; developmental process.